This is a messenger RNA of Trichoplusia ni (cabbage looper), 1029 nucleotides long. RefSeq names its product probable 18S rRNA (guanine-N(7))-methyltransferase. Lineage: Eukaryota; Metazoa; Arthropoda; Insecta; Lepidoptera; Noctuidae. Gene Ontology annotation, biological process: rRNA (guanine-N7)-methylation. The record is from RefSeq and is a predicted model, not a curated record. Gene Ontology annotation, cellular component: nucleolus. The transcript has 6 exons. Gene Ontology annotation, molecular function: rRNA (guanine) methyltransferase activity. The coding region runs from base 125 to 955 and encodes 276 amino acids.
AAUCUGUCAUAUUAUUAUGGAUGAGUGAGGUUAAGUCUCAUGCCAUAACCGAAUUUGAAUAUUAUUUAUAACGAAAACCUUUAUUUUCAACUUUGCUUAAAAGUUUAAUUUAUAAAAGAACAAAAUGUCUAAACGGCCCGAACAUCAAGCACCACCAGAAGUCUUUUACAACGAAGAUGAAGCCAGGAAGUAUACACAAAAUUCGCGUAUUAUCGAUAUUCAAGCACAGAUGACAGAGCGUUGUAUAGAGCUACUACUGUUACCUGAAGAUGUUCCAUGCCUUCUUCUUGAUAUUGGCUGUGGUUCAGGACUGUCUGGCACAGUGCUAGAAGAAAAUGGACACAUGUGGAUUGGAAUGGAUAUAUCGCCUGCUAUGCUUGCUGUAGCCAAAGAAAGAGAGACUGAAGGUGAUUUAGUUCUAUCAGACAUGGGUGAAGGAGUUCCAUUCAGGGCCGGCUGUUUUGAUGGUGCUGUCUCUGUGUCUGCCAUCCAGUGGCUUUUCAAUGCUGAUAAAAAGUCACAUCAUCCUGUCAAGAGGUUGCAUCAGUUCUUUAGCUCUCUAUAUGCUUCCCUGUCAAGAUCAGCAAGAGCAGUAUUUCAGUUUUACCCUGAGAAUGAGAGUCAGAUGGACCUAUUGACUUCCCAAGCUAUGAAGGCUGGUUUCUAUGGAGGUGUUGUUGUAGACUAUCCCAAUUCUGCUAAAGCCAAGAAGUUCUUCUUGGUACUGAUGACUGGUGGAUCUGGCCCAUUACCUCAAGCCCUUGGUACUGAUGAAACAGACAACAACCUGCAAGUAAAGUAUGCCAGAAGAGAAGCAACAAGAAACAUAAGAGGCAAGCCAUUAAAGAACUCAAGAGCAUGGAUAUUAGAGAAGAAAGAAAGAAGAAGAAAACAAGGCAAGGAAACCAAGGCUGACACAAAGUAUACAGGCAGGAAAAGAAGUGGCCGCUUCUAGAAAUAACAAAUAUGUACAGUCUAUAUUAAUUUAAUCACUACACUAGAUCUAAAAAUAAAUAAGUUUUAUAAACA